UGGAUACAUUCCGCUGAGCCGACAGUUUGUGAAACGCAGUGCUGCAGUAAUUUUUAUUGCUCGGGAGAUUGUUGUUUGUACUGCUCGUUUAGAGCGUCAGUGUAUACACACUUCGUGUUCUAAUUGCCAAAUAUGGCGCAAAAGCCCACUCCGGUCAUUAAGGAGCCCGAGAAGAGCGAAUGGGUCCCCGGCAAAGGUCGUGCGGACGCCGAGCGUGCCGUGGACAAUCUGAAAGAGCGACGCGUGGAGGAAGGUGAUGAGUUGUCGGAGGAGGAGAAGUUUCUGCGGAUGUCGGAUACGGAGCGGCGUAAGAGUCUGCGCACCAACGACGAUGAUGCCGCCUACCAGAACUUUCUGAAAUCCACCGGCUCCUUAGGACGUCAGAGCUUCUCAUGAAUAAAACGCUACUGGAUACUUCUGGAUGCCCCUGUGUGUUCUUUGCCUGGAUUGCCUCAACCAUCCCAAAAUUGUGCCCUUCCUCUCCUUUUAUCGUUGGACGAUCAUGUACCCUGGAUUUCCUUCCUUGUGCCCACUGAUCGAAUACUAUUAUACAGUCGUUGUUGUUCUUCAGUUUAGUUUUUUCUGUUUUAAAUUCGACGGUAAUAAUGUGCGGUAGAAUGCUGGAAACAAGAUCUGUUAAGCGCCGUAAAGCGUAACGUUGUAUACAGUGUACGUGUCAUCCUGAACGUUUUUGUAAUUGCUGGUAACAAGAAUAUUAUCAUCAUAA
This is a messenger RNA of Paramacrobiotus metropolitanus, 727 nucleotides long. RefSeq lists its product as uncharacterized. The record is from RefSeq and is a predicted model, not a curated record. The transcript is spliced from 2 exons. Lineage: Eukaryota; Metazoa; Tardigrada; Eutardigrada; Parachela; Macrobiotidae. The coding region runs from base 133 to 396 and encodes 87 amino acids.